Pecten maximus is the source of this 4123-nucleotide messenger RNA. RefSeq names its product integrin-linked protein kinase-like. Gene Ontology annotation, biological process: protein phosphorylation; integrin-mediated signaling pathway; cell-matrix adhesion. The record is from RefSeq and is a predicted model, not a curated record. NCBI's taxonomy places the organism in Eukaryota, Metazoa, Mollusca, Bivalvia, Pectinida, Pectinidae. Gene Ontology annotation, molecular function: protein binding; protein kinase activity; ATP binding. Gene Ontology annotation, cellular component: stress fiber; focal adhesion. Bases 253 to 1674 code for a protein of 473 amino acids. The transcript has 13 exons.
AGGAUUCGUAUUGGGUAGGCUACAAUAUACGAAGUUUUCAUACGUGUUUAGAUCUUUAAUGUAGGGCAAAUGUGUGCCUCAUCCCAGGAAUUAAGGGCAUAGUAUCAAGCUUUCGGGAGAACUUCAAAUGUCCAAGGAGAGAAAAAGCAUGGAAACUUUCGGGAUCCCAUCCACAGGACGAUAGGCUUAUAUUACGUUGAACUGCUAUCAAGUUAAUUUUGCCAGUGUUGAAUUUUGUUUUUGAAUACAGUCAUGGACGAUAUUUUUACACAAGUGAGGGAAGGAAAUGCUUUCCAUGUACGAGUAUGGUUGGAUAAUACAGAGAACGAUCUAAACCAGGGAGAUGAUCACAGGUUCAGUCUACUCCACUGGGCGGCGAGGGAGGGGCGUAAUACCAUUGUGGACAUGCUUAUCCAGCGAGGGGCACGCAUUAAUGCCACAAACAUGGGGGAUGACACUGCACUACACCUCGCCGCCAGCCAUGGUCACCGCGACAUAGCUCUGAUGCUUCUCCACAAUAAGGCCAACAUCAAUGCUGUAAAUGAACAUGGCAACACACCUCUGCACUAUGCAUGUUUCUGGGGGCACGACUAUGUAGCAGAGGACUUUGUCAAUAAUGGAGCACUCGUCGGAAUUGCUAACAAAUUUGAUGAGACACCACUGGACAAAGCCAAAAUGAGAUUAGCUGAGGCAUUAAGAGAUCGAGCCCUUCAGCUUGGACAGGAUCUUCAGAAAAUCCCAUUUAAAGAUCGCAGCUGGCUGGGAUAUAAAACAAGGAGCAGAGAUGCCUUAUUAUCCAGACACACUGGUAUAGACAUAGCACAACUAAACCUCAGUAAACAUGUCACCACAACACACUCAGGGGAGCUCUGGCGGGGUCAGUGGCAAGGCAAUGACAUAGUUGCUAAAAUACUCAAUGUGAGGGAAUGCACAACGCGAAACUCACGUGACUUUCAAGAGGAAUUCCCUCGACUUAGAAUUUUCAAUAACCCCAAUGUGCUGCCUGUCCUGGCUUGUUGUAACCAGCCCCCAAACCUGGUGGUGAUCAGUCAGUUCAUGCCAUACGGCUCCCUGUACAACGUACUGCACGGAGAAACAGGCAUUGUUCUAGACCAGAACCAGACAUUGCGUUUUGCCAUUGACAUUGCCCGAGGGAUGGAGUUCCUUCAUUCAAUGGACCCCCUUAUCCCAAAUGUCGUCCUUACCAGCAAACAUGUUAUGAUUGACGAGGAUUUGGCAAAGAUAAAUAUAGAUGAUCCUAAGUAUUAUGGUCCGGAUGGCACGGUUAAUGGGAUUGAUGAAGAUUUGACAGCAAGAAUAAACAUGGCAGACUACAAAUUCUCCUUCCAUGAGAAAGGCAAGCUGUACAAUCCAGCCUGGAUGGCUCCAGAGGCUUUGCAGCGUAAACCAGCAGACAUCAACCAGCGUGCAGCCGAUAUGUGGAGCUUCGCCAUGGUGAUGUGGGAACUAGAAACAAGGGAGGUACCUCAUGCUGACAUGGCUCCGAUGGAGGUCGGAAUGAAGAUCGCUAUGGAGGGUCUACGCAUCAACAUCCCCCCAGGAAUAGCAUCACACCUUUCUCGCCUCAUCAAGAUCUGUAUGAAUGAAGAGCCAGGCAAACGACCCAAGUUUGACAUGAUCAUCCCUAUUCUGGAGAAAUUGAGACAAAGAUAAACAAGAGUUCAUUGUUUUCUACCAAUGGAUUACGGGAUCCUAGAUAGCCUCUAUGAUAAAGCAGUCUGUAUGUCCCCUGUGUCAAUGACAUCCUAUGACAUUACCAAGUAAAGAACUUACAGAUCUUGAUAUGUCUCUUAAUUCACUGUGCUGUCAUGCCAGAAAGUGUUUAGAGUAUAGGGUUAUAAGACUUCUGAAAUAUGACCUUGUACAUUAUCUCCUUGAUUGAUAAGGACACAUGACAGGAGUCCUUAAAACAGAAGAUUAAAUCUAGGUCACUAAUAAUUAUUACUGUAUCAAUUUACUUGAUUUCUUAUGCAAGGUUGUUUAAACAAUUGCACGACAAAUUCAUGAUACAUGUAUUUUAAAAUAUUUGGAGUAAUGAAAGGGACAACUACUUGUUGGAUAAAUUAAUUAGUAGCUUUCAUGAUCCUGUCCUUUUAAAGUUAAAGUCUAGAGUACUUUGCUUUUUCUUAGGCAGCUUGUUUUGUGUUGGUUUAUUUUUAUUAAGUCAGACUCUGGAAAAGAUAUUCUAAAACUAACCCUUUUAGGUUGAAGGGGGUUGAAAUUAUACAGAAAUAUUAAAACAGUGCAUAGUAACUAACUGUUAAGAAUAAGUGUUUUAAGUGAAAAUUUUAGAAGAGUAUAAUGCCUAUUUGAGCAUGCGUACUGACACAGGGAAAGGCUAUCCAUUAAUUUAGGGUUCAGUUGAUAUGGUGCUACCAGUUUAAUAUUACCAAAUGCAAUUAUGUGUAUGUUUGUAUGGCCAAAAUAUAAUGUCUUCUGCUUAUUUAUUUGCAUGAUUGUAUGUACAGAUGUAUAUGUGUAUGGUGUAUUUUUAUUUUGUAUAAUAUUAUUAUGAAUUAAUAGCAUAUUUGUCACAAAAACCAUAUAAGUUUAAUUCAUCAGCUUUACACAAUAGUCUUUGUUAAGUUUAUAUGAAAUGUUUGCUGCUUUAACUGCUUUUCCUUAGUUUAUUAUGCAUUAUUUAGUUAAUUAUCUGUACAAUGCUGCCAUGUUAUAUAUAUCAAGUCUACAGUGGUUUUUUAAUGGGGAUUAUAUUUCAAAUCAAAUUGAAAUAUAAAAAGUUCAAUACAUAAAGGGUUCCACAUUCCUCCCUUUCCAUCGGAACAGACAAGUAUUGCCCCCAUUAGAAGAAGGAUACACUGUAAUCCCUGGUUGCUGUGCCUUUUCAUUGUUGUGAAAUAUAAAUUGAGUUUUAUACUUACAUUGUACUCGCUGUACGGUUUUGUUGUGUUUUAACACUGUACCACAAUUGAUAAAUACAUCUGAUGAAUGUUUAAUCUGCCUGUGUAAAGGGUUUUUUCACUAUUCAUUAUUGCCUCAGACAGAAUCUCUUGUUUACUCCAUUACAGCUUUGUCAUUUUCAUUCCCCUCCUACUAGUGAGGGUGUUUAACUUUCAUCAUAGACAAGACAAUUUUGGUCCAAUGAUAGACAGAUUUCUACAAUACUCUCCUUUAGUCUUCCAAUCAGAUCAAAUUGUCCAGAUUGUAUAUGAUUCUCCCUUACUGCCCAGUAAAAAAGAAUGUUACACUUCCAGUUAAAACUUCAAAUACACCUUGAUACUUUUUAUAAUUUUAUGUUGACAAUCGGCAUACAAAUCCUACUCCUUAUAUACAGGUUUUUAAGACAAAUGGAGAUUCUGCUUGGUUGAUAAUGUAUGCUUAUGGAAAAUGGUUGUGGAUCUCUUUUUGUGAAAUGUCAGUGACAAUUGAUAGAACAAAAAUAUGAUUUGUGACUCGGGGGGGUGGGGGGGGGGUAACAACACCAAAAAACCCUCAUAUAUUUCUACAUUAAAUAUAACAACCUUUAAGUCUAUACAAAAGUAGCUGUUUUAUCAAAUAAUACCACAAAUAUUGAUCUCAUCACAAAUUGUUAUAACUAGGAUAUUUUCUGCCCUUCAUCGAUUGUUUGUUACAGAUACUCAUUCAAGUCGAAUGUUUCACAGUGUACCGGAUAUAUUGUGUAAUACAUGUGUAAAAUUUAGUGCCUUUUAUUAUAAAUUUCUGAAAGCAAAUUGAAAAUUGAAUGCUGAUUGAUUGUAGCAAAUCAAUUGACUGACGUUUAAAUUUUGGACGAUAUCAUUAUUUUGGUAGAGUGACACUUUUAUGGGUAUUGCAUUUGGAAUGUACCUAUAAAUGUGAACAUCUUUUGUUGCGUGAAUAAGUUAGAAUUAUGUGCAAAAAAUUACGAAUGUUACCUUAAGUUGUCGACAAAAUUGAUGAAUUAAAUGAGGAAAAUGCUAGUAUUUCUCAAACAAAAUAUUCUUUAUUGAAGAUUUCACUUCACUUCAACAAAAUUGUAAUAUUAGGGUUAAGUGGUCUAAGGCUAUGUAAUGCUGCGACUAUAGAAAAAAAUGUUACAUACUUGUAGAACAUGUUAGUAUUAUACAAAACUUAUCUGCAAUAAAAAGAUCUUACUCGAAAA